Molecule: messenger RNA, 2202 nt
Organism: Aspergillus puulaauensis
Lineage: Eukaryota; Fungi; Ascomycota; Eurotiomycetes; Eurotiales; Aspergillaceae
Product: putative G-patch domain protein
Exons: 2
Coding region: 1-2202 (733 amino acids)
Biological process (GO): mRNA processing
Cellular component (GO): nucleus
Molecular function (GO): RNA binding
Source: RefSeq, a predicted model, not a curated record
AUGGCUAGCAAAAGAACGCGCGCGGCUUUCGAAGCCGACCUCCAGGCCCAGCAAUCGCCCUACGCCUUCUUUGGAACUCCUCUUCCGCCCCUUGAUGAAAGUACUCGAGACGAUGGAUCGUACGUGCCAGUAUGGAAGCAGGAGGUGACAGAUGACCGGGGAAGGAAACGCCUACAUGGCGCCUUCACCGGUGGAUUCAGUGCCGGGUAUUUCAACACUGCCGGGUCGAAAGAGGGAUGGACACCUUCGACAUUUGUGUCUUCGCGUCAAAAUCGAGCAAAGGAUGCACCGAAACAGCGAGCGGAGGACUUUAUGGAUGAGGAUGAUAUUCGAGAGGCAGAAGAGGCGCGGAACCUACAAACGAACGAAGACUUCUCAGGAUUUGGUUCCACGGCUACGGACGCAACGCGCCGUGGUGGGCUAAUGGAUAUCUUCAAGGUGUCGGGUGAAACUAUUGGCGUGAAACUUCUGAAGAAGAUGGGAUGGAGGGACGGACAAGGUAUUGGUCCAAAAGUGAGACGGAAAGCCGAUUUGGGAGACGGAAAAGCCCACCCAGGCGAUGGGGCGGACAAAACGUAUCUGUUUGCACCGGAGAACCCGCCGAUGGUUGCGUUUGUACGCAAGACCGACCAUAAAGGACUGGGGUUUGACGGUGAAGCUCGUCUUAGCUCCCAUCAGGAAGAGCGCGAAGGAUCUGAUGAAGAUGCCGAUUCUUUCUUCGGACGGCGGCUCAACACCAACAAACCAAAGCAACCCAACCCCCAGAAACCUCGACGAGGAGCUUUUGGCGUUGGUGUACUCAAUGAUACGGGCUCAGAUGAUGAGGACCCUUACUCUCUUGGUCCACGGAUUUCAUAUAACCGCACUCUUGGUGGUGAUAAAAAGAAGAAAACCAAAACGAAAGCUACAGACGACGCGAAAUCUGCCUUGGGGUCGUCGAACCCUCUCUUAAGCACCAAGCCGGUCUUUAUCCCUAAGAAGACAAUUGCCGCCAAAGGCGCUGCUGGCUUCAGAAAAUGCCAUGAUGGCCGCUUGCCGCUUGAUGGAUUUCUACUGGCGGAGGGUAUAUCGAACCUCUCGCUAUCCUCGGACAAGAAAUAUGCCCCGCCAGCGAUACCCAAAGACUGGAAGUCUAAGAAGGCGCCUUUCAAACAGCGCGAUGCCUCUGAUUACGUGUCUCCUGCGGAGGCAGCCAAAGCCUCAACUCUAGAUCCAGUAUCGCGGGCAGCACUUUUGGGAGAAGACCAAUUACCAGCAAAGUCUAUAUUUGACUGGAUGACUCCCGAAGGCCGGGAAAAAAUUGCGAAGCUUACAGGCCAAGCGAAUCUACCACCGGCAUUAGGUGAAAAGGCCCCAAAGGGCUAUGAACUUUCGGAUUCACAAAGGCAAAAACAACUAUGGGAUCUUGUACCCAAGCUAGAUAAACUAGUGGCCGUGCAAGCUCUUACGCGCGCCGCCAGUGGCUGGAUGCCGUACUCGGAUGACGAGGCUAAACGGGCCCGCUACCGGACGUUUCUUGAAAUCCGAGCUGGUCUUCGCGACACUCUCCCAGAGCGUGUGUCAGGCUCUAGUACUGAUGAGUGGAUUACAGAGCUCGACGAAUUUUCUCGAGCGGCGGAGGUCUUCAAGCCUGUGUCCGGAGUGAUGGCAUCGCGAUUUACAUCCGCCUCUUCCGGCCCAAAGGGAGCAUCGGAUGAAUCAGAGUCUGACGCGAAUACGCCAUUACUCAGUAAGCCCAGCGAAAAGCCUGAGGACCCAGCGAUAGCGGCUGCAAAAAUUGGCAUGUUCGGGCCGAUGACACGCACCACGGUCUCGUUUUACCCCACCCGUUUAUUGUGCAAGCGGUUCAACAUCAAACCUCCCAGCCAUGUGCAGGUUGACCCGGGAGAGCCUUCCGGUGGAUCUUCCGCAUCGGCCGGAGGUCGCUUCCAGUCCGCAGGAUACCAGACAGACACCCGGCCGCGAGAACUCGUGUCGCAAGAUGCCAUGAAUCAGCUUAUGCUAGCGGCUGGUGGGGGCGGAGCUCUGGUCCCGUCGCGUGGAGACUCUGCGUCGCCGAUGCACGCAGCCCCAACGCCGACGCCCCAACAGGCGCCUGUUGUCAUCGAAGCAGAUCGCAACGAAGCUCUGGAGGCUGAGCGACCAGGUGAGGCAGUAUUUAAGGCAAUAUUUGGCAGUGAUGACGAAGACGAGGAGGAGUGA